AUGGAGGCGGCGGUCACUAAACUGGAAGUGAUGGUGAGUGUGAAACUAAGGAGAUGGAUUUAUGCGCUCCUUUUACCAGGAGAAAGGAGGAAGCACAAUAGAGCCUCUGGGAAUCUCAGGCUGCACAGAUACUUGAUUCUGCCUUCACCCCCUCCCCAGCUGAAGGGAGUCGCCACCGCCUGGGCCCGUUUAACCGCCGCGGGGAACAAGUUACAUCCGGGGAACGGGGCGGAGAGGGGUGGGGCGGGAAGAGAGCUUGUGGAUCUGCUCGUGGAUCCUACCCCGCUUGGGGAGGAGGGACCGAAGGAGGCGUGUGCGGGACGGCGGGAAGCAGACUGCACUUUCCCCGCGACCAGAGCCGGUUGGGGGUGGGGCACGGGUCGUACCAUUCGCUCCCGUUGGGUCGGUUUCAUUCAUCCCCAGUUCCAGAAAGCAGAAUCUGAUCUGGAUUAUAUUCAACACAAGCUGGAAUUUGAAGUCGAGAAAAAUCUUCCUGAUAAUUCGUCAGGAGAGGAGAAUCCACUUACACUGUUAAAGGAAUUCUCAAUGAUGAAGUCACGAUAUAAGACUUUGUGUGCCCAACUGGAACAAGUUGCUGUUGAGCAGAAAGAGUCUAUGAACUGUAUUCGUGCUACUUUAAAUAAUACAAUGAAAAUGGUACAACAACUAGAGCAACAAGCAGAUCUGGAGUUGUCACCUCUGACUAAGGAAGAGCAGACUGCAGUACAGCAAUUACAGUCUCACUCAACAUGCCAGACUUCAGAAGGAAGUGACUUGCAUAAGACAACACUAAUGUAGUUUUGAGUGUUUUAACUUUCUUGAAUAAGAUGCUAAUGAACAGAUUGACUACUGAUGAAUGUGAAAGCCAUGAGUCUAAGCUAUGGAGUUGGAAAGAACUGAAGUUAAGGAAAAAAGAAAUAGAUACAUAAGACAAAUUAAAGACAUUGUUUCAUUUUGAGGUAUGGAAUGAGUGUUAUUUCCUUGUGUGCAAGGAAAUUGAUAUUUUGACAGAGAUAGUAUGGUAAUAAAUGUAUUGUGAAAGUUGAUUGUGCUAUAUUAAAUAUUCAUAAUAAGUGUCUAUUAAAACUUUAAAAAUCUGUAAGCCAUUUAUGUACUGUUUUUAACUACAUCAAGUUUUACUUUAGUAUUCCUGGGAAUUGAUCUUGGUUUUCUAUUCAGUGAAGAAGAUAUUCAAGUGAAAACAGAACCUGGAGUGUUUCUUUGAAGCUUGAUCUGUCUUGCUGAGUCAGAAGUCUUUGAAAGUUUAGGAGCAAGAUCAGUUCGUUGCUAUAUUUGAGAAAUUUAACCUUUCCAGGCUCAGUUUUCCUCUUUAGGAAACUGAGAUUUUAAAUAGAUAUACCCACUUUCCAGGAAUGAAGGAAAUAUUGUACCACUAAAAGAAAAUUCCUUGAGGGUGGAGAUUGUCAGUAGGUGAAGUUUUAUUGUCAUUGCUUGAUUUUACAAAGUUUUAGACUUGAUCAUUUAUACUGAGUAAUUUUUUCAAAUGCCUGCUUUUGUUUUCUUAAGGAAGAAAAGAGAUGCCUACAGUGUCUCUAUGAACAUAUAUAGGCAAAUAAAUGUGUUUUGAGAAUUUUAUGAGUAUAAUGUAAUUUUAAUGGGAAAAGAUAGUGCCCUCUGAAGAACUUUUUGCAUGUUUCCUUUUGAUAUUUUACUUGGUGUGCUGUAGUGAAGCUACUCUUUAGUUUCUAUGAUCACAGUGACCAUUUUAAGUAUUUUUAUUUCAUAAGAUUUUGUAGAUAAAAACACUAAGUUAAUCAUGUCUUUAAGUUGAGUACUCAUGCUAAUUGAUAUCAUUGUAUUGGAUUUGUUAAAUUAAAAUAUUUCAACACCUUUAACAAGCAAAA
Messenger RNA from Monodelphis domestica (gray short-tailed opossum), 1865 nucleotides. Lineage: Eukaryota; Metazoa; Chordata; Mammalia; Didelphimorphia; Didelphidae. The record is from RefSeq and is a predicted model, not a curated record.